AUGUGCUUAAAGCAGCCGAGGCAGCUUCCGGUGCUGAUAACCCGGAGUGAUGCCGCCGCCUACGACAUUCAAGGGGAGCCCUCGUGUGACAUCACCCUGACAGAACGACCUGCAUCCAACAAACAAGACUGUAUGUGUCACAGCCUCAUGAUGUACAAACGCCAGUCAGGGAGGGAGCCGGGGGAGUGGGGGGUAAGAGAGGGGGGGGGGUGUUUUUGUCCUGUCACACAAACCUUAUCUCCACCACAGUUCUGUCCCGCGGCCACUGGAGCUGCUGCUGCCUUUUCUGCCGAGGUUCCCUCCUUCAGCCGGCGUGACUCAGAGGUUCAUGAUUCACUACAGACCCCCCAUCCCCACCCCCCUCAUCACCACCAGCAGCAUCUUCCUCCUCCGUGGGUUCCAGAAUGCAUUGUGUUCAUGUUGUAG
This is a messenger RNA of Knipowitschia caucasica, 426 nucleotides long. The record is from the annotation of a GenBank genome assembly. Lineage: Eukaryota; Metazoa; Chordata; Actinopteri; Gobiiformes; Gobiidae.